Messenger RNA from Polyodon spathula (Mississippi paddlefish), 504 nucleotides. RefSeq names its product signal peptidase complex catalytic subunit SEC11C-like. Gene Ontology annotation, cellular component: membrane; signal peptidase complex. Lineage: Eukaryota; Metazoa; Chordata; Actinopteri; Acipenseriformes; Polyodontidae. Gene Ontology annotation, molecular function: serine-type endopeptidase activity. The record is from RefSeq and is a predicted model, not a curated record.
AUGGCGGGCGCAAACCCGGGACCCCUUGUACUCAAGCAUAGUGCCGAUACCGCUACAGUGUCUGUGGUGUUCACUGCCUUGAUGAUUUGGAAGGCUCUUAUUGUUGUCACGUUAUCUUCGUGUCCGGUCGUUAGUGUUCUAAGUGGAAGUAUGGAUCCAGCUUUUUACAGAGGAGACCUGCUGUUAAUCACAAACUAUCCAGACAAACCAAUCGGAGCUGGAGACAUGCCUGUUGAGAUUAAAGGCAGACGCUAUCUGCUUAUCCACAGAGUCAUAAAAGUCCAUGAAGACAAAAAUGGAGAAGUCAAGUUCCUCACAAAAGGAGACAAUAAUGAAGUGGAUGACCGUGGAUUGUACAAUGAGGACCAGCUCUGGGUUACCAGGAAAUAUGUACUGGGAAAGGUGAAAGGGGUUUUGCCUUAUGUAGGAAUGGUGACCAUUGUGGUGGCGAGCUACCCCCUGAUUAAGGCUGGAAACAGACAGUUGGAAAUGAGGUUGGAGUAG